AUGGGUCUUGACUCGCUCCAGACACUUCAGCUGUCCAAGAUCCUGCAAGGGACCGUUCUUUUUCUUCGACCGGAGGGUGCUUCGCUGUCGAUUCCUACCCAGAAGCUGGACUCAUAUCCAUCUGUUGGGCAGCUCUCAAACUACUUCUACGGCCUCGCAAACGACGGGAGCGUUGGUGCAGAACUAAACGUCGAGAACGGUUCAGCAAGAUCCGAAAGAAUUACCGCCCUCAUUGAGGAAUACACCAAGGAUCUGCCAGGAAAUCAGGUCAGCACAUUCAACUGGGACUGCCAACACGUAGCUAUUUUGACUGGAUCGACCGGCUCUCUGGGCAACUACAUCCUCAGCGAACUGAUUUCCGACCCGGCUGACUCCAAGAUCUACUGCGUUAUAGCGAGGUUUUACAGUAUUGGCAAGUUAUUUUACAAGAUAAGAUAA
Aspergillus glaucus CBS 516.65 is the source of this 438-nucleotide messenger RNA. RefSeq lists its product as uncharacterized. The coding region runs from base 1 to 438 and encodes 145 amino acids. Lineage: Eukaryota; Fungi; Ascomycota; Eurotiomycetes; Eurotiales; Aspergillaceae. The transcript has a single exon. The record is from RefSeq and is a predicted model, not a curated record.